UGUGUGUGUGUGUGUGUGUGUAACCAUGUUUACAGCUGCAGACUUACAGUAAAUUGGCAUAUUGUCGUGUGAACUAAAACACUGCCACUGGACCUGAGGUUACCUGAAAUUAUUCCUUCACAUGGGCCUGGGGGGGUUUGUUACACUGCAAUCAAAGAGCUGUGGGGCUUCCCCCUGCUUGCUUGUUCACAUUAUUUAAUCAGGGCUGGAGCAGUUUUUAAAAAGUCCUCCUGGCUCCAUAUAAAGGCAGCGUUUGUGUUGGGGGCUGGCGAGGCUGGUGAGACUGCAGUCGGGGCAGAACAGCUGUCUGUGUGUACUUUACAAGCUGGUCCUGUUUGUUCUGUAGACACAGGAGAGGUCAGAAGGGUGUCAGCUUUGUCUUCUGUCCCCCUCUACGGCUGUGUGCGUGUGUGUCUGUGUGUGUGUCCGUGUGUAUGUGUGUGUGGGUGUAUGUGUCCGGCAGAGGUAGAGAGAGGUCAGGUGGGUGAGGCAAAGGGAGUAACAACCAAGUGUGGACAGGUGGAGGAUUCUCACUAUGGGAACUAGAAGUACCUUUUUCUCAGUCUCUCUCUGAGUAAUUAUGUCUGCUUAUCUGAUAUAUUUGUGUAUUUAUUUAUUGGUUGUUUAGAUUCAUAAACAUUACUGUAAAUGCACCAAAGUCAGUCAAAAGUGUAUUUGUCAUUUAUAGCUGAAAUGAUUAGUCAAUUUAUAAAUACGUUGAUUGACAGAAUUAUUUUUCUAAUAUAUGUCUAGGUCUUGAAUGAAGUGCGAGAGUUUGCUGCUUUCUUCUGUUUUAUAACAUUGUAUACCACUGGAAACGUUUGGUAUUUUUCGAAUAUGUUUAGUUUUAUGAUUAAUCAAUUAAUCCAACUAUGAUUUGCAGCCUAAUUUACAAUAGCCUUGACGAGAUAGCCAUUAAAUAGGAUAUAAACAUGCAGCAAUAUUUAAAAUGUGAAUAUUAAAGUUAUUAAUAUGUGCUAUACACAGUGGGACAACUACUCAUUAUCAAAGCAACAAAGAAGCAUACACACAUAGUUAUACAAAAGGAACAAUAUGGCAGUGAUAAUAAUAAUAUUUAGUCUGUCCAUCUUCACAUCAAUCCACCCAGCUAACGAUGACAAUACAACACAAAGACAACAAUACACGUUACAAGUUAUGCAUUCACUGGCUCGUGUUCACAUGCAGACAAAUAUAUUAUUUAGUUUUAGUUCAGUUCUUUGAAAUCUGUUCUUGCAUUUUUAAAGUAAAUAAAGUCUGCAGUCUCGUGGACUCAACUGUGCUCUCCUUGUUGUCCUUGUCGUCCUGUUAUGGGGAAACAGCGGCACCCACGGGCAGACAGCGGGACUCAGACAGUUGUCUUUCACUCAUCUCUUGCUCUCUGAUUUCGCCGCUGUGGUAGCAUCGGAAAUAAUUAGUUUUAGGCUGCCCUCUUGAAGUCAUACAUGCACAUAAUUCAUAUUAUUUAUAUUUAUUUCAAUGCAUUGUGUCAAUGUUUUCAAUGCAAUUUUAGCCAAGUGUAACCCAUAAUCACGGAUUAAUAUGCGUUCAUAUCGUGUUGUAAUAUAUUGCAAUAUAUUAGCCUGCAAUGGCAUAAUUGUGUUUCCAAUAUGGGAUAUUUGUAGGCUACAAUUUGGAUGAGCUUCAAUUUAGAAAGGAUUCCUGUACAUAGCUGCCAGCUCGCGCCUCUGAUGGAGAGAGAGAGAGAGAAAGAGAGAGAGAGAGAGAGAGAGAGAGAGAGAGAGAGAGAGAGAGAGAGAGCGAGAGGUUAGGAGCUCCAGAUGGUGUUUAAACGCAGACAGAAGGCUACAGCGAGGACAGAGAUAGGAGGAGGAGGAGAGAGCCGCGGUUACUGCGUACAGUGAGCUCGUGAGCUCCGUUCAUCAGCGAAGACAAAACAAGUCUGUAAACCACCACAAUUGUGAAUUGACGGGGGAGAAAAAAAACAACCAGUCAAUGAUGUUCAGCUGACUGUGCGUGUUUUCUGCGGGAGAAGUGGUUCUCUUUCAAACAACCAUCCGAAGACAGGUCGGCGGAGGAUCGGCGCGUCGGCGGCGGAGGAGAAGGACCGCACAGAGAAGCGUGGUUGGAGAGUUGCCGCUCACGGGCUGUCAAGAAACGGUGUUGUUUUUCAGGAAAAAAGGGACCAGAAUUUGAUCGGAUGUAUAAGGACUUGCUCCUGACACCACGGACCGUGGCUGAACUAAAGAAGAGGGCUUUAAAGUUGUCACGCGAGGAAUAACAGGCGCACCCUGCACACAACAGGAUCCGCAUCUUAAUCAUUUGCGGUUUCACACGGGAGACGCGAGGAUUUGUGGACAAAGUAGAAACCCGGUUAUACUUUUGGCUGCUCAAUAACGAUCAGAAAGCACGUUUUGGCAUUUGAAACUGUAUUUUUAUGAUUUUUUUCCUUCUUCUAUGUGGGGUGGUUAAAAAUGAGCAAGAGAGCGGAUUUACAUGACUGGGACAAGUUGUGAUUUUUUUUCUUCUUUUUCACCACCGUCAACACAAGAAGCUGUUUGCUUUAAAACACACACACACACACAGUUCCUCCAAAACCAAAGACAUCAAUGUGCUUAAGGAUCCAAGAGACUUGGCGAGAGAAAUACCUCAUCAUUUUUUAUACCUGGAAAGUCAUAGCCCCGUUUGACCUCCCAAAGGAAAGUUACACAUUUGUGUGUGUGUGUUAGACUGUGGCUUCUGUCUCUUUUUCCUCUCAAUAUUUAAAAAAACAAACAAAAAAGGAAUAACAACUGAACUAUCUAGCAACUAUUCCUGCACUAUCUAAGCCAAGGCUUUCUAAUUUUUCCCAAAUAAUGAGGAUUGAGAUGAUAUAAAACCCGUUUUAGAAGCUAUCUGAUGUGGAUGAUCACCGCUACAAAUACCUCAGCUUGACCUCGACCUUCACCAAGUAGCAGAGUGCAGAAGGUUGGAACAAUGCCAGAUUCACCUGCGGAUGUGAAAACCCAGCCCAGGUCCACCCCACCCACCAUGCCUCCUCCACCCCCGGCUGUCAGCCAAGCAACCAAUCGCAAUGCUUCAUUCACCCCGGCUACGAGUAAAUCAAUGCUAAAUGGGAGCAGCCACUCUCCUACAUCGCUGAACGGUGCUCCGUCCACGCCCAACGGCUUCAGUAAUGGGCCGGCAAUGUCGUCGACGGCCUCGCUUUCCAACCAGCAGCUCCCACCAGCGUGUGGUGCCCGGCAACUCUGCAAACUGAAGCGCUUCCUGACCACGCUGCAGCAGUUUGGCAACGACAUAUCGCCUGAGAUUGGGGAGAGAGUACGCAGCCUUGUGCUGGGGCUGGUGAACUCCACUCUCACCAUCGAAGAGUUUCACUCCAAACUUCACGAGGCCACCAACUUCCCUCUGAGGCCGUUCGUCAUUCCCUUCCUGAAGGCAAACCUGCCCCUGCUGCAGAGAGAGUUGCUCCAUUGUGCCAGGCUGGCCAAGCAGACUCCAGCUCAGUAUCUGGCCCAACACGAGCAGCUCCUCCUGGACGCCAAUGCUAGUUCGCCCCUCGACUCCUCUGAGAUCAUGCUGGAGAUGAAUGAGCACGGCAAGAGAAGGACCCCUGACAGGACCAAAGACAGCUCAGAGAGAGAUGGGUUGCACCCGGAGCACAUGGCCAAGAGGCCGUGCACCAUCAGCCCCAGUCAACGCUUCAGCCCCAGCACGGGUCUUUCUGCUCACCCGCCACCCAAUGGCCUCCCCACACACCCUCCCAACGGCCUUCCCACACACCCUCCCAACGGCCUGCCCCACCCACCCAACCCCCAAGUGGGACCCCAACACUAUCGCUUAGAAGACAUGGCCCUGGCGCACCAAUACAGAGACGGUUACAGACACAAUGAACACCGCGACGCCCGGGACAGACUCCGGCAGACAGCGGUACAUGGAGCACGCCAAGAGGAGGUGAUUGACCAUCGUCUUACAGAUCGAGAGUGGGCAGAGGAAUGGAAGCAUCUAGAUAAUCUCCUGAACUGCAUCAUGGAUAUGGUGGAGAAGACGCGCCGCUCUCUGACGGUGCUGCGCCGCUGCCAGGAGGCUGACCGGGAAGAGAUGAAUCACUGGAUUCGCCGCUACAGCGACGUGGAGGAGAUGAAAAAAGGUGGGAGCAACGGACAGCACUGCCUUCCUCCUCCUCUUCCUCCUCCUACUCCUCACCACAACUCCUCCUCCAACACAGCUAGCAGCAGCGAGUCACUGCCCAUAGGAACUUCCUCGGCUGCUGAAAGGCAGACAGGCAGACAGACAGAGAUCCACAGAGACUUCUUACACAGGCCUCCCUCAGGAUACCUGCCAGAAGAAAUCUGGAGGAAAGCUGGUACUACAAGCAUCCCGCUCUCCCCAGCACUAAAGCACCUCCAAAACAGGCAGGAGGAGGCAGUGAAUGAGGUUAAGCGACAGGCAAUGUCAGAGCUGCAGAAGGCAGUGUCCGACGCUGAGAGGAAAGCCCAUGAGAUGAUUUCAGCCGAACGCUCUAAAAUGGAAAGGGCGCUGGCCGAGGCCAAGAGGCAAGCCUCUGAGGAGGCACUGACGGUCAUCAACCAGCAGGAGGACUCCAGUGAAUCUCAACAGAGCUGCUGGAACUGCGGGAGGAAAGCCAGUGAGACGUGCAGCGGCUGCAACACGGCUCGCUACUGCGGCUCCUUCUGCCAACACAAAGACUGGGAGAAGCACCACCAUGUCUGUGGUCAAGGCCUGCAGGGGAUGCCAGGGGGCAGCAGCGUCCCUCUAGGCACCCCCUCCAGUGCGCCCCCCACCCACUCAGAGAGCACUCCUCCAGGUGCCUUGUCCUUGGCAGGCCAGAGCAGUAUUGCGGGAGGGGCUGGCAGCGGCAGUCGAAGUGUCUCUGCCAGCCCCAAGGAGAGCAGUUCCAGCAGUGCCUCUCGCUCCACAACUCCAGCUACCCCCGCCCUACUGGAGGCCACCUCUCGUUGACGACGGGCCUUUGUCCCUUCCCUGCAUACUGAUGCGACGGUGCCCACACUCCACACAAAACCAAACUGAGGAAUCUUCAUUGCACACUGCUCCCUUUCCUCCUCCCCUAUUUCAGUCCUUAUUUCCCUCUUAUCCUAAGCUCUUCUGAAAAUCUUCUCACUACCUGAUUAUAGACUGACUCAACUGGUCACCCUCCCCCCAAAAAAUACUUUUUCUGUCUUUGUCUCCUUUACAACCACAGCCACAAAUACAAAGAUUCCUGCCUGGGGCUCAGUGUAGUGGUAAGCAUGACACGUGUCUCCUAUCUCUGUGUUCAGUCACAGAAACAUAUCACAUGUGUUUUGCUGGAAACAUGAGCUUUGACUUGAAGAUGUGGCUAAGAUGUGUCCUCAGUAAUGACGGCACGUUAAAUACUGUCUGCAUGAGGACACAAGAUAAGGGCUGUGGUAGGCAACAGUGAUGGGGGAUGACUAGGCUGAAUAGCACUUGUAUUGGAUUUCCCUUUAAUUUAGCACCAAUGCGAGUGCAGUACUCAGCCCUUAGAUGUGCACUACCUGUGCAAACAGUUCACUGAUGUUGCAAUUAAUUUACGGUGUCCUAACGGAGACAGGCAAGGACAAAAUAUACUUUUUUCAAAAGGAUGAGGGAAAGGGAAAAACCUGUGAUGCGAUUAAUUCCUCAGAAACACAGCUUAGUAUUUAUUAAAUGUUUCUUUCUGGCUUUAAGGGAAAAUAAAGAAAAGUCCAAAUAUUCUAAUUAAAGAAUAGUAGUGGUGAUGAUGCGGAUGAUGAUAAUAACGAUAAUAAUGAUAUGAAAAUGAAUUAAUUUUAAACUGCUAACUACCUUGCUAGCGAGCCAAGAAAAUCUACACCGGACUCACCUCUCUGCACCAUUGUGAACCCAAAAAAAUAACAUGAUCCAAACCUUUGUAUUACACUGCCAAAGUGAGUAAGUAAGCGAUAAGGAGAAGCGCUCAUCGUAUAACCAAACGCAAAGCAACAUCACCUCCUCAGCAGAUAAGCCAACCCUGAGAGGUCCAGGCUGCAGAGAAGCUGCCAGAAAGGGACCCAGAGGUAGUCAGACAUUUAAAGAAAACCUGUGAGCUGCUUUGAUCUGCAGCUGCCUCCUGUAGUCUGGACAAAACUACAGCGAUUCCUCAGUGAUGGCCUAGACUAGUGAAUAAGGAACAUGCUGUGAACUUGCCUACAAGAAGGACUUCAUGAAAUGGAUGGAAACCCUGCCACAGUGUGAUUUUUUGUUUGUUUUGUGAAUGGUACCAGAGAGGACAGUGAGGAAAAAAGAAGAAAGGAAAAUGGAGAUGAUGAUACAUAAAUGGCAAAAGAGCUGCCAAAAACCUCAAAACAAGCUUGAAAACAUUGUCCAAGAAGGCAUUGCAUACUAUGGCGUAUGAGAAGAUUGUUUGUAAGUCUUUUUUUUCUUCUUUUUUUGUUAAGCUCCACAACAAGGGGACAUUUUGAGGAAUUGGUGUUACCUUUACAUUCACUCCCUCUUUUUCCAAAGCAUGACAAACAGAUAAAAAAAAAGAGCCUUGUGAAGGGCGGUGUAGACUUGGUUCUCCUCUCUCUUUCUACCUCCCCUCACCCCACACCUCCCUUCUAGUGCUCUUCCCCAACGACUUGACUCAAGUCUGCCCCUUCGGACAGAGCCGUGGAGCAGUCUCGUGGGAAGGGUUCGGAACCUGCUUGUAGAUAUUGUUCUUCUUUCAAAUUUCAAUAAUGUCUCUUGUCGCUGAUGUCCACAUGUGCUGCCCUUGUGUAUAUCCAGAACGAUGGACUUUCUUUUGCUUUUGUUUCCUUUAAUUUUCCUCCUAUAAGUUUGGGCUGUGCAGUGAGGUCAGACCAAGGAGGACACUCGCUUAUGAGAGGAAGCCCAGCAUUGUACUUAUUGUUUGAUUUGUUGUAUCUAUAUUAAUGAGAUGAAACCCCUCUUGUAGAAUAUUUUGUAUUGCUCGCAUUGUAAGACAGUGAGAGGACGGAGGUGCAAUAUGAAGAGAAUUCAGCUACUGAAUGGAACCUCAGCAACUGCCCAUAGGGUGUCAUAUAAUAUAGAUACAUAUAAAUAUAUUUAAAGUAACAUCAGUAACUUAAUGUGAAUGUACAUAGUAUUUAAAGAGGUCCAAAAAUGUGUUUGCCAAAUAACAGAAACCUUUAAAGUUUAAUGUCCAGAUUAUGAUUUUUUCACAGUACCUUUUAUUUCUCAACCUUUUUAUUUCUCUCACACAACUUAAUCAAUUUAAAUUUGUACUGAAAUCAAAGUGUCAUGUGACCCUGAGCGGAGGGGACUGUUGGUAACAGAGGUAAAGUGGCUUCAUACAAUGCAUAGCUGAAAAUGGAUGAAAACAGAUCAAAGGUGGAUAGACACUAUGGGACUUCUGAAUUGAUUAAUUAAUUAAUUAAUUAAUUAGGUCUUAAUUUACGAUAUUUAAAAAUACACAUUGUAUUACACCAAGAAAAUAUUUUUAUGUUUCACUUUAAUCUUCCUAAUUUGUAUGCAAUGGUGCAACUGGGACUCAAAGUUGUGUCAUGUGCUUCAUUCACCCCAGAUCUGUUUAUAUCCUGCAGGAGGGGACUCAACAGUGUGUAUUGACAAAGAAAAUCCCAAAUAUAUUCAAAGUUUGUCGUGUCUCAGUUUCAAAUUUAGCUCAUUCACAACACAUUCAAUAAUUGUCAAACUUGAUAUAUCAUGUCAAGUGUUCUGUUUCUGCCACUGUUGCUUUUUUUUUUAACAGAUUACUGUUUAUUUGUAAAGAUGCAGGUUGAGCAUGAGCUAAAUAUCAAUUCCCAGGCCAAGAGAGUAGUGUCACAUGCUCCAGCAGUACGCUCGCCUCUGCUAAACACAUGAAUACUAAACAGUCCCCAGGCUUUUACUUAAAGCAACAGAGGGCCAGUAGCAGCCAUGCUCACACCAAUUUGUGUUUGAUUAUUGUAAACUCUACAAAGUUGGCCUCAUACCCACUUGGACCAAACUUGGAAACAUGUUCAUGAUGAAGUGAAUCCUUUUAUUUGGACUAUCUGAGACACAUAAUUCGAAUGAGAUAAGCUACGAGGUAGCCCUGCCUCUGUGUGUAACAUUGUGGAAUGUUUGUUAUGAUCAUUGUGACACGGUGUUGACCUCAGCCUUUUUCUGUCAUUUCCUCUGUUCCCCCUGAUGUCCAUCUCCUCCACUACUACCCCAGACCAUUGUUCACACUAGCUACCUCCUGUGACCAUACAGCUAACCACCAGGAGAGGUUGACCUGGACUUUGAAAAGCUGGGCUGAGAGCAGACAUGGUGGCGCACAAUCAAACGUGAUCUUAUGAAUCUGUCUGAAAAUUAGAAAAACUAAAUUGUUGAAAGGAAUUGCCAUUACUCAUGAUGUAGAAAAGUAUCUAUUCUCACCAGGCCUCAGCUGUUAUGAUCACAUCCCACUAACCAAACUGAUACUGCCGGAAUUUAGUAGUAGGUACACGUACUGUACAGUCGAGCUUGCAUACUACCAAAUUGAACACAGAAUCAACCAUGACAUGUCAUUUGUUGUCCAAAACCAAUAAAAGCACAGACCAAAGUACUCUAUUGCCAUAAUAGGCUUUGACACAGUGUGUAUUGACAGACCAGAAAUAAUAAGGUUAGAGCUCCACUACACCAGUUAACCAAAGUGUCUGAAAUACACACAAUCAGGGCACAAGAAUGAAGAGCAUGUGUAAUGAACUCGCUGAGUUUCAAAUGUGUAGAAUUUUUAUUCAAGCAAUCAAAGCGCUUGUUGUCUACAUAAUGAAUACUGCUUCUGUAAAAAUAAUAGAAGCAUCUUCGUUAGAAAAGCCUACUGAUUGCCUGUUCUUACAGUUACAAAGCCUUGCAGAGGUUACAAAAAACGAAAAAAAAUGAAUGCAUGGUGUGUGUGUGCGUGUGCGUGUGACUGGUGGUGUGUGCGCUUUUGUAAAAAAAAAAGAAAAAAAGAAAAAUUAAAAAUCAUACCUUUUUCUUCUUGUCUCUGUACAAAAUACUUGAAACUUUCAGAGCUUUAAUGAAACAUCCCAGACAGACUAUAGUGGCAGAUCGAUUCACAAUAUGUAGCAACAGCUUUUGUGCAGCAAAUGACCACGUUUGCGCACACUAUCCACAUCAAAACAACAUCAUGAUGACAGUUCCAUUCAACUCUUUAAUGCUUUGCGUGUGUCUCCUUGUCUGCAAGUAAGCCCUCAGAUAAACUAUAACAAAGCCAAACCCAGCAGACUGCUUAUAAAUGACCAAAAUACAACCAAAAGCUACAACUUUCUCUUCAGAUUUCACUUUCGUUACGUUUUUUGUGAUACGUCCCGGCAACGUGGUCGAUUGUGUGUUGGACAUGAGGCUGCAGUCUGUACAGGACAGAUCCAAUUGUCUCUCACUGAAAUUCUCCCUCCUGAUUUCAUUGGACAGGACACAAAAGACCAUGUUCUGUUACGCCGGGUGCAAGCUUCAUUAAGUCGAAUGAUAUUUGUGCCGAGGUGUCAUAUACUUUUCUCUGUGAAGAUAUCAUAGGUGGCAAACGCAUAAGGGCUCUGGUGUUGUGAAUAUCAUCCAAGGGGUCUCCGAACAAUUUACAUCAGCCACUUUUCUGUUGGUUUGACUAUGUACAUGAUAUGGGCAAGACGCAUGUUUAGAAAAAAGGCAAAUAUUAGCAGGUUGGCAUUUGUCUCUCCCUACCCCAACCAGUAACUCUACCAAUGAAAUUUCAAUGCUCAUCCAAUGUGAUGGUGACACGUCCUUCCUGUGAAACAGGCACUGAUGAAUAGCUACAUUAGAAAGCUAAAGUGGCAAACAGUGGAUACAGCACUUGUUUUCCCCAAAGCCAUGGCUCAGGAUGGUCCUGUUUUUACCUUUACAUAAAUUGAAAAAAAGGUUUAUGUUUUUUUUUUUAUGUGUAGGGAAGCAUUCUAUACUGUAUUGUGCAAUACAUUAUUACAGAAAAACAUGUUUCUGUAGGAAGGUUUGGCGCUUUGAAGAUCUUUCUCCUUUUGAUUUAUUUCCCUCUUCAAGAAGGUCCUGUUGCCGUUUUUAGAUGAAGUUAACUGUGCCAGAAGAAUUUAAUUCUGAUUUGUAUUUAUUUCUUGCAUGCUUUCCUCCCUGUUGCUAAUACCGCUCUUUAACUGUUCGCUCUGUUGGAUGUGUGAAGCUGUAAAACAUUCUAAUUCAGGUUAUUGUCUGUGUUGAACAAUGUAACUGUGUAAUUAAAACAUGAAAUGAAGUAUUCAUCA
Molecule: messenger RNA, 10178 nt
Organism: Cyclopterus lumpus (lumpfish)
Lineage: Eukaryota; Metazoa; Chordata; Actinopteri; Perciformes; Cyclopteridae
Gene: cbfa2t3
Product: CBFA2/RUNX1 partner transcriptional co-repressor 3
Exons: 12
Coding region: 2935-4941 (668 amino acids)
Biological process (GO): negative regulation of DNA-templated transcription; DNA-templated transcription
Cellular component (GO): nucleus
Molecular function (GO): transcription corepressor activity
Source: RefSeq, a predicted model, not a curated record